GUAACGGAUUGGUCAACUUCCUCUGUAGUGCUCGUUUCCCCACGGAAGACUAUUCCAGUUGCACCGCCAGCUCAGCUUUUUUUCCCGGUACCUUUGGACGGUUCGUUUGAGACGAAGCUCAAGUGAAACGGUACGAUGGAUGAAGAGCCAGAACGAGCUAAGCGCUGGGAAGGCGGCUAUGAGAGAACAUGGGAGGUCCUCAAGGAGGAUGAGUCUGGAUCCCUUACUGCUACAGUGGAAGAAAUCCUGUAUCAGUCCAAAAAGAGAAGGGUGAUAAAGAGCCAUGAACAAGUGAGGCUUGGGAUGAUGCGCCACCUCUAUUUUGUGAUUGACUGUUCACGCAGUAUGGAUGACCAGGACCUGAAACCAAACCGCCUCACUUCUACUCUAAAGCUGAUGGAGACAUUUGUUGAUGAAUAUUUUGACCAAAAUCCCAUCAGUCAGGUGGGCAUCAUAAUAACCAAGAACAAACGAGCUGAGAAGCUGACUGAGCUGUCAGGAAAUCCUAAAAAGCACAUUGAUGCACUGAAGAAGGCUGUGGACACUCCGUGUGUCGGAGAGCCGUCCCUGUACAACGCUCUUAGCCUGGCCUUAAAUAACCUCAAGCACAUGCCUGGACACACCAGCAGAGAGAUCCUCAUAAUCCUCAGCAGCCUGACCACAUGUGACCCAGCCAACAUCUAUGAGCUAAUUACGACCCUGAAGUCUCUGAAGGUGCGAGUGUCAGUAAUCGGCUUGUCGGCUGAGGUCCGGGUGUGUACAGUACUGACCAGAGAGACGGGCGGCUCGUACCACGUUAUCCUGGAUGAGAGCCACUUCAAGGAACUACUGAUGCUACACGUGAAGCCUCCUCCUGCCAGCUCCUCAUCGGAAUGCUCUUUAAUACGUAUGGGGUUCCCGCAGCACACUGUUGCUUCUCUCUCCGACCAGGAUGCCAAACCUUCCUUCAGCAUGUCUCACCUGGACAGCAGCAGCGGGGCAGGUCUAUCUCUGGGAGGAUACUUCUGCCCACAGUGUCAUGCCAAGUACACCGAGCUUCCUGUAGAGUGCAAAGUCUGUGGGUUGACUCUGGUGUCUGCCCCCCAUCUGGCCAGAUCCUUUCAUCACCUCUUCCCCCUCCAGGCUUUUCUAGAGAGUCCCACUGAGAAGCUGCUGAAGAACAGGUUCUGUCAGGCAUGUCAGAGGGAACUGGAGGAUAAAACUAUGUUUUCCUGUCCCUCCUGUCAUCAUGUGUUUUGUCUGGACUGUGAUCUCUUCAUCCACGAUUCGCUGCACUGCUGCCCCUGCUGUAUUCAAAGUCGGGGGGCUCCAUGAAGCUGAGCUGGAUCAUAACAGACACAGGAUCUUCAUAGCAGUCCUGUUAGUCUUCAGCCUUCUAGCAUUUUCCAGGCCUGGACUUGAAGAAUAAACUUUGUUUUCUUCAUCCUUUCACACAAAACAAUGAAACGGCUGUUUUCAUGCUGACUGUGCAGAUCUGAUCGGAUGCACCAGGUUUAAUCAUUUAUUGUAUUUUUGUUGUGUUUGUUUAUAUUGACUGAACACACUUCUGAUCAGGAACCAAAAAACACAACAAAACAGGUUUUAUACUCGACAGUGCUUUGAGCUUUUAUGUUCCACUUCUGUCGUUACCCCUAGAGUUCAUGGGUUCUUGUUUCAGCUGUCGCAUUGAUGUCACUACGAUGAUGACUUAUUUGUUUUCAUUCUCAGCUUCACUUGUAAAUGCUAUAAAAUCUUUGUGAAUGUUGUUUAUAUUUGGUCUUACAGGUACUUAAAUACUUGUGAUUUUUUAAUAAAAUACUUGAAAGUA
Messenger RNA from Nothobranchius furzeri (turquoise killifish), 1807 nucleotides. It is a transcript of the gene gtf2h2, whose product is annotated as general transcription factor IIH, polypeptide 2. Gene Ontology annotation, molecular function: zinc ion binding. Gene Ontology annotation, biological process: regulation of transcription by RNA polymerase II; nucleotide-excision repair; DNA-templated transcription. The record is from RefSeq and is a predicted model, not a curated record. NCBI's taxonomy places the organism in Eukaryota, Metazoa, Chordata, Actinopteri, Cyprinodontiformes, Nothobranchiidae. Gene Ontology annotation, cellular component: transcription factor TFIIH core complex; transcription factor TFIIH holo complex.